Messenger RNA from Cucumis melo (muskmelon), 906 nucleotides. RefSeq names its product jacalin-related lectin 19-like. Lineage: Eukaryota; Viridiplantae; Streptophyta; Magnoliopsida; Cucurbitales; Cucurbitaceae. Bases 157 to 669 code for a protein of 170 amino acids. The record is from RefSeq and is a predicted model, not a curated record. Gene Ontology annotation, molecular function: carbohydrate binding. The transcript has 2 exons.
AUAACAUUACUUUGAUAAUGUUUUAAAAACAAGAAUAUUUUAAUAAAACACCCGUCAUGUUGUGGUUCCCAAUCACAUGGCCGAUUCAUUAAUAUUUUGUCAGAAGGACUUUUAAUUGUAAACCAUAGUUCAACGGGUUUUGAGGCAGCGCGAUUAAUGGGCGGAAUUAAAGAAGCAAAAAAAGGAGAGGGAUGUGUGAAAACCUUGUCGUUUAAACCAAAAGGAAGUAGCAGUGGUGGGAGCGAUUGGGAUGACGGUGUUUAUUGUAACAUCAAAACGUUGGAAAUUCAAUUUGGAGGAAGGUGUAUUGAUGCCAUUCGGUUCCAAUAUGAAGACAAAUAUGGUAAUUCAGUUACGCCUCAAAAACAUGGUGGAAAUGAAGGCAAACGAAUCAUUCAGGUUAGAUUGAAUUGUCCAGAUGAGUAUCUUAUUUCAAUUCACGGGUACCAUGGCGACAUAUACGAUCGAUUUGGGAAUCCAACCCACGUGAUUCGGUCGUUAACUUUCGAAACCAAUGAACAAAGUUUAGGUCCGUAUGGGAUUGAAGAGGGAAUCAAGUUUUCGUUCCCAACCACUGGACUCAUCAAGAUUGUUGGAUUCCAUGGCAGGUCUGGCUGGUUUCUUGAUGCAAUUGGAUUCCACUACCUUCCCAUAUCCAUUUCAAAAUGAAUAUGCAUACACACUCUCUUUUAUAUAUACAUAUUUUUUCUUGUUUUUGUUUCAAUUCAAGUCUCUGAUGUGUACCAAAACAUUUUUAGAAAUUUCUUGAAAUUGGCUUUGUAAUAAAUUUGCAUCAUAUUGCUAAAUCUAUCGUAAAAACCAUAAACCUUAUCAUUAUAAUGUUUGUUGAAAAGUAGAAUUUUUUAAUAUUUUUUACCUAUAACUUCCCCUGCUUCUCCCUUUCUC